Messenger RNA from Dermatophagoides pteronyssinus (European house dust mite), 3837 nucleotides. It is a transcript of the gene Msh6, whose product is annotated as DNA mismatch repair protein Msh6. The record is from RefSeq and is a predicted model, not a curated record. Gene Ontology annotation, cellular component: MutSalpha complex; nucleus. NCBI's taxonomy places the organism in Eukaryota, Metazoa, Arthropoda, Arachnida, Sarcoptiformes, Pyroglyphidae. Gene Ontology annotation, molecular function: ATP-dependent DNA damage sensor activity; ATP binding; mismatched DNA binding. Gene Ontology annotation, biological process: mismatch repair.
UCAAAAGAUUUCAUUUUCACUUGUUUUCAUUGUUUGAGUUGAUUUUAAUUUUGUUUGUUUUGUUUUUUGUUUUGAAAAAUGAAAAAAUCACCGGCUCGUGGUUGUCAAACACCUAAACAAAAUAAUACAUUAUUGAAUUAUUUUGUUCGUACAACACCAAAAUCUACAGAGAAAAAUGAUUCAUCAACUAAACUACCCCAAACACAAUUAAAAGAUUCAUUAAAAACACCCGAUUCAUCCGAUAAACGUAUUAAACUUUCUGAUCAAUCAAAUAAAUCUGACAAUGAUCAAUAUUUGGAAAAAGAAACACCAUCCAAACGAAAAACUGAAUCAGAUAAUGGUGGUGAUAAUGAUGAUGAUAUAAUAGGCAAAUCAAAUGAUAGUUCGAUGCGACAACGAAAAAAUAAACGAUUCAAACGAAUUUUUGUUAGCUCCGAUGAAGAUGACGAGGAAAAUGUAGGCAAAGAUGAUGAAGAUGAUUAUCAACCCGAAGAAGAAGAAGUAUCUUCAGAUCUAUCAGAUAUUGAUGUUGAUGAUUUGCUUAUUUCCGAAAAAGAUGAUUCGAAUUAUGAAGAAGACGACAGUGAAGAUGAUAAAACACCACCAACAACAAUUUCGAAGAAAUCGAAAAAAAAUUCCAAAAAGAUAAUGGUAAAAAUUGAAGAUGAUGAUGAUUUGAAAACCGAAUUAAAAAUGGAUGAUGAUGAUGAUGAAAAAUCAAAUAAUGAAUAUGCUAUUUUAAAUAAUGAAAAUGUUUUUAAAAAAACAUCAAAAAACAAUUUUUCCACAUCAUCAUCAAAUGUACAUAAACCAACUACAUCGGAACAAGCGAUCGAUACACAAUGGCCACAUCUUUCAUAUAAAUUUUUACAACCAAAUUAUAUAAAAGAUUUAAAUGGUAAUCGAAUGUUACUAAUGAAUGGUGAAUUAAAUAAUGAUUAUGAUCAAUCAACAUUGUUUAUACCGAGCGAUUUUUUGGAACAACAAACACCAGCAAUGCGUCAAUGGUGGGAAUUAAAAUCACAAAAUUAUGAUACAAUCCUAUUCUUUAAAAUGGGAAAAUUUUAUGAAUUUUUUCAUAUGGAUGCUGUUAUAUGUGCAAAAGAAUUGAAAAUAUUAUUUAUGCGUGGUAAUUAUGCACAUGCUGGAUUUCCAGAAAAAUCCUAUAAACAAUAUGCCGAUGCUUUAGUACAGAAAGGAUAUAAAGUUGCCCGAAUUGAACAAACCGAAACACCUGAAAUGAUGUUGGAACGUUGUAAACAAAUGAAACGUUCGACAAAAUUUGAUAAAGUUGUUAAACGUGAAAUUUGUCGUAUAUCAACAAUCGGUACUCGUUAUAUGUCCGAUAUUGAUGCUGAUACAUUUUUGGAUAAUACUUCAUAUUUAAUGGCUUUUACAUGUAAAGAAUAUAAAAAAUCUUUUUUCAAUUUUGGCAUUUGUUUGGUUGAUGUAUCGGUUGGAAAUUUUAUUCUUUCACAAUUUUAUGAUGAUCGUCAUAAUUCAAAAUUUCGUACAUUAAUAUCACAUUAUUCACCAGUAGAAAUUAUUAUUGAAAAAUCUAAUCAACAUUCGAAAUUGAUUGAUGCAAUUUGUCCUUGUGCACGUGUUCAAAAAAUGAAACGAUUUGAAUCGUCUAGUCAAAUAUUGAAAUUUGUUUAUGAAAAAAAUUUAUGGUCAAAAAAUAUUUCGAAAGAUUUUCUUGAUCAAAUUCUUGAUCCAUCCGAUGUGAUACAACAAACUGCACGGCAAGAAUUUGAAUUGGCUAUCAUGUCGAUGGGUGCUAUAAUUGAUUAUUUAAAAAAAUCAUUAAUAAUUGAAGAUAUUAUGUCAAUGGGACAAUUUGAAAUUUAUAAUCCACCAGAAUUUGAUUCUUUGAUUACAAAAUUACCUGAUCAUAUGAUUAUGGAUUCGAUGACAAUGAAAAAUUUAGAAAUUUUUGAUUCAUUAACCGAUAAUCAGAAUAAUAAUAAAAGUAAAACAUCAACUUUGUUUAAAAUUAUUGAUCAUUGUCGAACGACAUUCGGUAAACGAAUAUUACGUAGUUGGAUAUGUCAACCAUUAUGUGGAUUACGUGAAGAAUUAGAAAUGCGACGUGAAGCGGUACAAGAUUUGGCCGAAAAUAUUGAUAUUGUUAGCUGUCAUCAACAAUGGAAAGAAAUGUUGAAAAAGAUUCCCGAUCUUGAUCGUUUAUUAACACAGAUUCAUUCACAGUCAUUAUUGAAACGUUCGAAAGAUCAUCCAGAUUCACGUGCAAUAUUAUUCGAAUCGAAUAUAUAUCGUUUGCGAAGAAUUAAAACAUUUCUGGAUACAAUUGCUGGUUUUGAUCAGAUUUCAAAAAUUGUUCAUUCAAUUCAAUCGAAAUUAAAUUCAUUCAAUUCGAAAUAUAUUCAACAAUUGUUUACAUAUGAAGAUGAUGGUGGAUUGUUUCCUCGAAUCGAUGAUAAAAUAAAAUUUUUUCGUCAAUCAUUUGAUGAAGAAAAAGUACGUAAAGAUGGUCAUUUCAUACCAGACAAUGGUAUUGAUGAUGAUUAUGAUCAAGCCUGUAAAGCAAUUGUCGAUAUUGAAAAAAAAUUUGAUGAUUAUCUUAAUGAACAAAAAUUAUUGUUCAAAACACGUAUUACCUAUGUGAAUGCAUUAAAAAAUCGUUAUCUUUUAGAAAUACCUGAUUCACAUGCAGCAAAAAUUUCAAAAUAUCAAGAAAAUUAUGAAUUAAAAGGUUCACGUAAAGGUUAUAAACGUUAUUAUACGAAAAAAUUAAUCGAAUUAAUUGAACAAUUGGAACAAGCUGAAAAUGAUAAACAAAUACUUUUAGGUGAUAUAUAUCGUCGUCUUUUAGCAAGAUUUGAUCAAGAUUAUAAAAUUUGGCGCCAGGCAACAUUAUUGAUUGGAAAAUUUGAUGCAUUAUUAUCAUUAUCGAAUACACGUCAAUUAUUUGAAUCAAAUGGAUCGAAUUCUUGUUUACCGGAAUUUUUAUGGAAUCAUCAUCCGGAUCAAUCGAUUAUUCUGGCAAAAGAUUUACGUAAUGCUUUCCUAUUGAUCAAUAAUACUGUUAUACCAAAUGAUAUUGAAUUAACAAAUGAAACAUUAAUUUUAACUGGACCAAAUAUGGGUGGUAAAACUACACUGAUGCGUUCGAUUGGUUUAUUGGUUAUAUUGGCACAAAUUGGUUCCUAUGUACCGGCAAGUAAAUGUCAAUUAACACCUGUAGAUCGAAUAUUUACACGUAUCGGUGCAUAUGAUAUUGUAUUGGAAAAUGAAAGUACAUUUAUGGUCGAAUUAAGUGAAGCAUUAUCGAUAAUAAAAUAUGCAACAAAAUUAUCAUUAGCAUUGAUUGAUGAACUUGGUAGUGGUACAUCAACAUUUGAUGGUACAGCUAUAGCAUCGGCAAUUAUUUUUAAUCUUUCUGAAUCGAUAAAAUGUCGAACAUUAUUUUCAACACAUUAUCAUUCGAUUCUUGGUGAAUUGAAUGGUAAAGCUAAUAUUAAACUUGGUUAUAUGUCAUAUAUGAUUGAAAAUGAAAAUGAUAAAGAUCCAACGGAUGAAAAUAUUGUUUUCCUAUAUAAAUUACGACAAGGUGUUUGUAAUAAAAGUUUUGGAUUCAAUGUAGCUAAAUUGGCCGGUAUACCAAUGGAAAUUAUACGUCGUGCAUAUCAACAUUCACAACAAUUCGAGCUAGAAUGUCGUAUUAAAUCAUUGUUGAAUUGGUUUAAACAACAAAAACAACAACAAUUGGAUAAAACAAAAAUCAUUAAUGAUCAUGAAGCUAAAGAAAAUUGUCAACAACUUUUAUCAACAAUUCAAAUGUUACGAAAAUUUAUUAAUGAAAAUAAUCCAUAG